This is a messenger RNA of Hydatigera taeniaeformis, 1860 nucleotides long. NCBI's taxonomy places the organism in Eukaryota, Metazoa, Platyhelminthes, Cestoda, Cyclophyllidea, Taeniidae. The record is from the annotation of a GenBank genome assembly.
AUGCUUCAUGAACUAAUAUUUUGUUUGUAUGGGUUUCCAGGGGAUAUUUGUGCUCAUUUGGCAGCGGAUGAUUCCUCACAUGCUCCGGAAUAUCGACUGAAGUUGAUCUCAGAAAGACUUCCCUUUAUUGCACCAUGUGAGAGUGGACUUGUCAAACAGUUACAUCAAAUCGGGGAGAAGUACCUGCGUCUCCAAAAGUUUAUUGGCGAUUUUUUUGUUCCUGGCUCGGGAAGCCUCUACUUAACCGCAUUGGCUUGUGGUCUAGAUGAAGUUUUGGAGGAGUACCGCGGGACAAUCUCCUCCUUGGAAUCAGAUCUUCUUAAAUCCCCUUACUUUGGAAUAACUUAUAUUUUCUCUAAAGUUGAGCCGUUUCGCGCAGUGAUAAACUCUCUCACGCAUCUCGUCGACCUCUGUUUGAAACAACACCAAAACAACUCUUGCAUAAUCAACUCUGUAUUGCUCGUGAAUAAAUCUCCUGCAAUCUCCUCAAUACUCAAGCAUUUGUUGCAGCUUUUUCGUCAUCAGUUGUCGAGCUGGCUUCUUUAUGGUUCAAUAAAUGACCCUUAUGAAGAGUUUUGCGUCUCUCGCGAGCAUGAACUCGCUCCACACAGGUUUCCAAACAUCAUAUCCCCUACCCUCGCCAACGAUAUUCUUUAUGCUGGGAAAGCCGUUUGUUCGGGUGGCACUGAGUUGUCUGAUCAUUUAGAAGCGACAUUCUCCCAACGUUUUGUGGAGCUGGAGAACUCUGAACUGGUUGACGGUGUGGAUGAAGGCCUAGAACGUCUAAUACGCGAUAUUUGGCUAUAUGUUUCUGAGACGGUAUGGCGUCAAAUGUUUGACGAAUUUGGAUUGGUGCACAACCUAAACCUGGUUCGAGACGUUAUGUUACUUGGACGCGGCGAGCUAUAUGUCUCAUUUUUGGACAACUUGUUAGCUGAGGGAGACGGUGUGAGGAGUGUUUUGGACCGCCCCAUUCCUGCCACAGUCGGGGAGGCGAAGAGCCUUUCUUACAAAGUUAGUGCUGCAUUCUUGGCCGCUGUUAGGUCGGUUGGCAUGGAAGAUGAAGAACUAACCUCACGCUUUAGCGCUGUUCCAGUUUCUGUGUUGGAGCUCGCGCUCAAUAUCCAUGAAAACUACUGUUCCUCUAGAUUUGUGGUGUCGACAAAUCCCCAGGAGGAGGCACUCCUGUCACAAGACCUUGAAGACGGCGAAACGGGGGCUGUUGACUACCAUCCAACAGCGUGGGACUGCCUUCGCUUGGAAUUUGCUUCAAUACCAACCGGCUUGGAAACCGUCUUCACGGAAUCUACGUUGGCUUCUUACACUCGUCUCUUCCAUUUCCUCCUUACCGUUCGUCGUACUGAACACGCACUUAAUGCGGCCUGGCGUGGAGCCAAAAGAAGUAUCAAUAGCCACACCCACCUCCUCCAUCAUCAAAUGAACUUUAUCGUCAAUCACCUCAACUGCUACCUUCAGAUUGAUGUGAUUGCGUCAGCCUUUGAACGACUUUUGAAAGCUUUCGGCAAUCACUCAGGAGGUCAGGAUCUCGGCUGCGUAGAGGCUCUUCAUGAAGCCUUCCUGGGGGAUUUGGAGUCUCAGACACUGUUGCAUCAUCCGCGACUCCACUCUAUCCUACUACGAUUACUUUACGUCUGUCGUCGACGCCAAUGCAGUGAUUCACUUAAGACAGCGGCAGAUUUUGAGCACCUGGCUUCCACGCUCUAUACCGCUCUCACUGCUGCCUCACGCGUGGGUUAUAUCGCAAGAAUGAAGGGCGGCGGUGCCGCUGGCCAUGUCUCCCAGCUCAUCUUGCGAUUGGACUAUAACCACUUUUUCACCAAAUCACAGGCUUGCGAAUAG